AUGUAUUUAAUGGAUAUACUUGAUCAACCGUACUAUUGGGGACGAAUAACACGUGCUGAAGCAGAACAUAUUCUUGAAAAAGAAACAGCUACAGAAGAUGGUACAUAUCUAGUCAGAGAAAGAAUUGAUGAAGCUGGUGUUUAUGCAAUUACGCUAUGUUGUUUUAGACGUUUCUACAAUUAUCGUAUUGAUCGAUUGCCCAAUGACAAAGUUGUUGUUGGUGGGUCAAUAAUUCAGCAAUCGUCAAAUCACAAUACAAAUAAAUUGCAACAAUUUCCUGGACUCAUUGAACUUAUUGAUUACCACAGCAGAGUAGCUGAUCCGUUAGUUACCACCUUAUCGAAACCAUAUUACAGACCACCUUAUACACAUGCUGAAAAAAUGACAACAAAGCGUUACAUAUAUGAAAGACGUGUAUUAAAACGUAUGCACGAGGAUGAACCAUGGUUUCAUGCGAGAAUUAAUCGACAAGAAGCUGAAUAUCGAUUAAAACGUGCUGGAGCAAAAAACGGUCUUUUUCUUGUUCGUGCAAGAGCAGAAAAUGCUUCGAAAGAUGCUUUUACACUAAGCUUGUGUUAUAAAUUAGACGUUACACAUUACAUGAUUCGUGAAGCGCCUGAUGGAAAAUUAGAUAUACCAGCAAUUCAUGUAAUUGCAUCAUCAUUAACAGAUAAGGGAGAAUUUGGAAGUCUCGUUCAAUUAGUUGAUUAUUAUCAUCGAUUUGAGCAAGGUCUUCUGUGUAAUUUAAGACAUUUUUGCUCAAGGUUAGGCGGUUCAGUUCUUAUUUCUCAUAACUUUUUGAUACAUAGUGAGCUUUACGAUAGUACGGAUACAGAUGAAUCUCCCGAACCAGCAGUACCAUCGCCAACACUCACAAUACCUAGUCCUAAUAAUAUUACGUCAGCAUUUAAAUUUGAUUUAAGUGGAUUUAUGAUUGAUCCAAAUAGUCUUCUUAUAGGAAAUAAAUUGGGAGGAGGACAAUUUGGUGAAGUAUUUGAAGCUAUAGUAAAAGUUACAAAUCAAAGAGUUGCCGUUAAGUCUUUAAAAAAUCCAUCGGAACAAAUUCACGAAUUGUUUACCGAAGGAAAACUAUUGAUAGAUUUAGAACAUCGAUAUAUAGUAAGAAUAUUUGGUAUAUAUAUGAUGCAUCCAAAUGCACUAUCACUUGUACUAGAAUUAUGUCCAUUUGGAGCAAUGAACGAUUAUUUACGUAAAAAUAAAGCAUUGAAAAUGAGCUAUAUUUUAAAUUACAUGUAUCAAGUUAGCGAAGGCAUGAGUUAUUUACACGAGAAAAAUAUUAUACACAGAGCGUUAAGAAAUGUAUUAAUAGCGUCUGAUUCUCUGUGUAAAAUAUCCGAUUUUGGUCUAUCCAAAAGAGUUGAAGGUCAUAAUUACUAUCAGAUGAUAAAUCAUCGUCAACUACCGUUUAAGUGGUAUCCGCCAGAAGUAUUGAAAAAUCCAAAAUUUCAUUCGGAGAUCGACAUUUGGUCAUACGGCGUUACGUUAUGGGAAGCAACAUCGUACGGAGCUACACCUUAUAAAGAAGUGAGAGAACUAAAAUCAUUCGACGAUCAUGCAAUCGAGCCCGUUUUACAAAAAGUGUUGAAAUUUCUUCUAUCAGGAAGACGUCUUCCACAACCGGCAGCAUGUCCUAAUAAUGUUUACAGACUAAUGUUAAAAUGUUGGGAAUUGGAUAAACAAGCACGUCCAACAUUUUCAAAGAUUAUGAAAUAUUUACGGCAUUAUUCAUUUGAUUUUAAUCAAACAAGUCAAAACUCGACUACAACGCCCCUACCAAAUCACAAUGCCGUUACAAAAUCAGUGCAAUAUUAG
Messenger RNA from Didymodactylos carnosus, 1833 nucleotides. The record is from the annotation of a GenBank genome assembly. NCBI's taxonomy places the organism in Eukaryota, Metazoa, Rotifera, Eurotatoria, Philodinida, Philodinidae.